AUUGCAUUUUUGAACAAUAUUUAAACUAUAGAUUUUUAUUUUGAAAAAUUUGCACCAUAUUUUUGUACAUUAUUUUUAAUUUAUUUAUGUAUUUAUUUUCCAGUUUUAUAUUUUUUCCUCACAUGCAUUUUUCUGCAUGUCAUGCACCACAGAUUUUUAUUAAUUGUUUUUGUCAAUUGCAUUUUAUAAAAACAUUUUUGCAGACUAUAUUUUUUUUCUAAUUUUUGCAUAGUGUAGAUUUUUUAUUUGUAUUUUUGUGCACAUUAUUUUUAAACACACACGUUUUGCACUGCAAUUUUUAUAGACUGUAUAAUUUUUCAUUACAAGUUUUUUUAAAUUGUACACUGUUGUUUUUUUCACUGAAUUAUUUUUAUUACAUUUUUUUUGCAUUUUAUGUAUUUAUUUAUUUUUAAAUAUUAUCUGUUCUUUUUAUGUUGUGUUUUAAACAAUAUGUAUAUUAUAGAUUUUUAUUACAUUUUUUGCACCAUAUUUUUUGUACAUUACUUUUAUUUAUUUUCCAGUUUUGCAGACUGUGUUUUUUUCCUUACAUGCAUUUUUCUGAAUAUCAUGCACUGCAGAUUUUUAUGAAUUGUUUUUGUGAAUUGCAUUUUUAAAAAAUAAUUUUACAGACUAUAGCUAUUUUUCAGUACUUUAAAAAAAUAGAUUUAUUAUACUGUAGAUUUUCUAUUUGUAUUUUUGCACACACACAUGCUUUUUGCACUGCAAUUUUUAUAGACGAUAUUAUUUCUCAUUACAAGUUUUUUAAUUGUGCUGUUGUUGUUUUAGCCUGAAUUAUUUUUAUGACAUUUUUUGUGUAUUUUAUGUUUUUAUACAGUAUAUCCACAAAAUGUAUUUGUUUAUUUUUAUAUAUUAUAUAUUCUUUUUUAAUUUAGUGUUUUUUAAACAAUAUGUAUACUUUCGAUUUUUUAGUUUUAGUUUUGCACACAAAGUGUUUUAACUUUUUUUAAAAAAAAUUUAAAACAUCUUUCAGACAUUUUUUAAACACAAACACACACACGUCAAUUUUAUUUUUUAUUGUUUUAUUUUACAUUUUCCAUACUCCAUUCCACAUUUUCCACAGUGCAUUGUUUAUUUAUUUGUUGUUCGCAGUAAAAAUGAUGAGUCAUAGUUAAACCAAACACUUUAUAAACACUUCAUCUGUUGUUUCUUCUCCCUGAAACCAGCUGCAGCCUCACACCAGCUCAGUUUAGAGGAGAAAACCAGUGAAACCAGUGCUGUGGUUCUGCUGGUUGUUUGUUUAACUUACAUCAGAAGCAGGCGGUUAACUGUGAGAAGCUCUUAUAUAACUAGAAUCAGUGUAAGUUUGUGCACAAGCAGGAAAAGUCGGAGUGGAAUACAGUAAAUGACAGAAAGCAGCCGUCAGCCAAUAGACUCUCUGGAAACGAUGCUCACAUGGCGUCUGGUGACUCAUUGAUUCGGAGGAUGAGAGGAACAAACCACCUACCGGCUGCCAAACCUCUGUCCUCCUCCCUCCUCAUUCUUUCCUACAUGGGCACUUCCAGCAGCAGUGAGAGCAGCAGCACUUAGAGAAGCUCCAGAGUCUGAAGAAAACAUCUAGAAACUCUAAAAAUCUCCAGCAGCAGGACCGAGGCUUAGAGAAGCUCCAGAGUCUGAAGAAAACAUCUAGAAACUCCACCAACCUCCAGCAGCACAGCUUCCCCCUCGUCUCAGCGGCUUUAAAAAGGCAUUAAAGGUGAAAUGGCGACGCCCAAAAACACUCCCCGAGGUGCCGGCACGCCUCUGUCUCCCAACCGCAUCACCCGUCUGCAGGAGAAGGAGGAUCUGUGCAACCUGAACGACCGGCUGGCCGUCUACAUCGACAAAGUGCGCUCCCUGGAGGCCGAGAACGCCGGCCUGCGCCUCCGGAUCACCGAGUCCGAGACCGAGGUGAGCCGCGAGCUGACGGGGCUGAAGGCCGCCUACGAGACGGAGCUGGCCGACGCCCGGCAGACGCUGGACUCGGUGGCCAAGGAGAGAGCCAGGCUGCAGCUGGAGCUGGGGAAGCUCCGGGAGGACCACAAGGAGCUGAAGGCCAGGAACACCAAGAAGGAGUCAGAGCUUACAGCGGCUCUGCAGAGACUCAAAGACCUGGAAGCUCUUCUGAACUCCAAAGAUGCUUCUCUGACCACAGCUCUGGGAGAGAAGAGAAGUCUGGAGGUGGAGAACCGAGACCUGAAGGCUCAGGUGGCGAAGCUGGACUCCAGUCUGGGCGAUGCCAGGAAGCAGCUCCAGGACGAGAUGCUGAGGAGAGUGGACGGAGAGAACCGGAUUCAGACUCUGAAGGAGGAGCUGGACUUCCAGAAGAACCUCCACUCUGAGGAGCUGAGGGAGACCAAGCGGCGCCACGAGUCCCGCAUGGUGGAGCUGGAUAACGGACACCAGCAGGAGUUUGAGAGCAAACUGGCCGAAGCUCUGGUGGAGAUGAGGAACCAGCAUGACCUGCAGAUCAAGAUGUACAAGGACGAGAUCGAGAAGACCUACAACACCAAGCUGGAAAGUGCUCGUCAGUCUGCGGAUCGUAGCAGCCAUCUGGUCGGAGCUGCUCAUGAGGAGCUGCAACAAACUAGAAUCCGUCUGGAAUCAACAUCAGCUCAGCUCAGCCAGCUGCAGAAACAGCUGUCGGCCCGCGAGGCAAAGAUCCGAGACCUGGAGGACGCUCUGUCUCGGGAACGGGACUCGACCCGCCGCCUGCUGUCGGAUAAAGACAGAGAGAUGGCAGAAAUCCGUCAGCAGAUGCAGCAGCAGCUGGACGAGUAUCAGGAGCUGCUGGACGUGAAGCUGGCUCUGGACAUGGAGAUCUGCGCCUACCGCAAACUGCUGGAGGGAGAGGAGCAGAGGCUGCGUCUCUCUCCCAGCCCUCCUCCCUCCAGGGCGGCUGGAAGUCGGACCUCUAACUCGGCUCAUUCCCGCCUCGUCCACUCCAGCGCUCAGGCUUCUCCGGCUAAGAGGCGCCGGCCCAACGACACCGACAGCGAGGCCUCCAGCUUCGCCGGGGGAGCCGUGGCCCGGACCCGGAUCACCCAGCAGGCCUCGGCCAGCGGACGGGUCACCGUGGACGAAGUGGACCUGGACGGGAAGUACGUGAAGCUCAGCAACAAGUCGGACGAGGACCAGAAUCUGGGGAACUGGCAGGUGAAGCGUCAGGUCGGAUCUGGAACUCCGAUCGUCUUCAAGUUCCCCACUAAGUUCACCCUGAAGGCCGGUCAGAGGGUCACGAUCUGGGCCUCUAACUCUGGUGGAACCCACAACCCUCCAUCUGAGCUGCUGUGGAAGACUCAGUCCUCCUGGGGAACCGGAGACUUCCUGCAGACGCUCCUGAUCAGCGCCAGCGGAGAGGAGAUGGCGAUGAGGAAGGUGACCCGCACACAGUUUGAUGAAGACGAUGACGACAUGCAGGUGGCCCACAGCACCUGUGGCGACAGCGAGUACAACCUGAGGAGCCGGACCGUCGUCUGUGGAUCCUGUGGACUUCCUUCUGAUAAAUCCAGCAGCUGCUCUGUGUCGUCGGCCUCCAGGUCCUUCCGCAGUGGAGGCGUCUCUGAGGGCUUACUGCCCCACUCCUACGUCUUCAGCACCAGCACGCCUCGCAAGGUGGGUAGCACCCCCUACUGGUGACGUCUGAUCUGCAGUUUAGUCUCAGUUAGAAACUGGACGAGCCCCCAGUAGAGGGCAGAACCACGCCCACGCAUGAUACUCCGUAUCAAUUUUGAUCAUCCUACGUAUCUCCCUCCCUACUUGAUCUGCUGACCUGUAACUCUACAACUGAGCAGGGGACCUGAGACUGAUCUUCAGUGCCAAGUUUGAUUAUCCUGACUUCAGCACUUGCAGAGAUAUCUGACCGGACACACACACACACACACACACACACACACACACACACACACACACACACACACACACACACACACACACACACACACACACACACACACACACACACACACACACACAUACAUACUUACCCAGCCAGCCACAUACCGAAGUGAAUGCAGUAACCCCACUGACGUACGUCAGGCGUGGUUAAUAACACAAAGAAUUUUAGCUGAAUACACCACUUAUCAGGUAUUUAUAGUACUAAAUACAUCACUUAUCAGGUACUUAUAGUACUAAAUACUCCACUUAUCAGGUACUUAUAGUACUAAAUAAAUCAGGUACUUAUAGUACUAAAUACUCCAUUUAUCAGGUACUUAUAGUACUAAAUACUCCACUUAUCAGGUACUUAUAGUACUAAAUAAAUCAGGUACUUAUAGUACUAAAUACUCCAUUUAUCAGGUACUUAUAGUACUAAAUACUCCACUUAUCAGGUACUUAUAGUACUAAAUAAAUCAGGUACUUAUAGUACUAAAUACUCCAUUUAUCAGGUACUUAUAGUACUAAAUACUCCACUUAUCAGGUACUUAUAGUACUAAAUAAAUCAGGUACUUAUAGUACUAAAUACUCCACUUAUCAGGUACUUAUAGUACUAAAUAAAUCAGGUACUUAUAGUACUAAAUACUCCACUUAUCAGGUACUUAUAGUACUAAAUAAAUCAGGUACUUAUAGUACUAAAUACUCCAUUUAUCAGGUACUUAUAGUACUAAAUACUCCACUUAUCAGGUACUUAUAGUACUAAAUAAAUCAGGUACUUAUAGUACUAAAUACUCCAUUUAUCAGGUACUUAUAGUACUAAAUACUCCACUUAUCAGGUACUUAUAGUACUAAAUAAAUCAGGUACUUAUAGUACUAAAUACUCCACUUAUCAGGUACUUAUAGUACUAAAUAAAUCAGGUACUUAUAGUACUAAAUACUCCACUUAUCAGGUACUUAUAGUACUAAAUAAAUCAGGUACUUAUAGUACUAAAUACUCCACUUAUCAGGUACUUAUAGUACUAAAUAAAUCAGGUACUUAUAGUACUAAAUACUCCAUUUAUCAGGUACUUAUAGUACUAAAUAAAUCAGGUACUUAUAGUACUAAAUACUCCAUUUAUCAGGUACUUAUAGUACUAAAUACUCCACUUAUCAGGUACUUAUAGUACAGUACUGUUGUGUUUAAAAAACUUGAAGUACUUGUUUGCAGUACUUGUGUGUACUAAUUUUAACUUUGUCCAACUUUCCUUUCAGACUGGAGGCAGGAUGGAGAACUGUCCAAUCAUGUGAACAUCUUGAUCCAUUUUAAAACACUUUUACUUUAGUUACUUUUUAGUUACUAGUUACGAUUAGUUGUAGUUAUUAGUUCAGUUCAUGUACUUUGGAAUGCUUGUUUUAAACUUUAUACUGCUUUCUAAUAAUAUACGUAAGCAUACUUCUGAAACAUUUUUUCUAGUUUAAACGUUGAUUGAAGCUGUAACUUUUUAUAUUAGUGACAGUUAAAAUGUCGACCAGCAGGCAGUAAAAAGCAAUAAAAGCAGAACAAUCACUUUUCAUUUUAAAACCAGGUAACACUAUAUCAUUUAUAUAAUCUACUUUUGCAGGUAUUGCAAAGGUUGAGAUUUUUAUUCACAUUGUUUGUUGUUUUUUUUUGCUAUUUUUUGAUUGUAUUAAAUCUGCUCUUCCAAUGAAACAUAUUGACGCCAACUACAGAUUUACAGAAUAUUGUGUAUUUUUGCUAUUACCAAUAAAGAUGUUUUCAAUAAA
This is a messenger RNA of Acanthochromis polyacanthus (spiny chromis), 5634 nucleotides long. Its product is annotated as lamin-A-like. The coding region runs from base 1720 to 3636 and encodes 638 amino acids. The record is from RefSeq and is a predicted model, not a curated record. The transcript has 16 exons. NCBI's taxonomy places the organism in Eukaryota, Metazoa, Chordata, Actinopteri, Pomacentridae.